Molecule: messenger RNA, 927 nt
Organism: Nematocida ausubeli
Lineage: Eukaryota; Fungi; Microsporidia
Exons: 1
Coding region: 1-927 (308 amino acids)
Source: RefSeq, a predicted model, not a curated record
AUGUAUGAUAAUGCGACAGAUUACUAUUUGAAAAAAACAGUCUCAAAUAAGCUAAUUGCAACCGUUUUCUAUGUAGCAGCAUGCACCCUCGUAUAUAUAGUUGUAAGUUCAAUCAUUUUUUUUCAUGAUCUUGAUAAAACCAUUGAUCUUUUGGGUGAUUAUGUAGGAAUUGACAUCAUCUCGCAGCUGAAUCUUUCCAUGUUGUAUACUCUUAUAAUCAUGCAGGGUUUGCUAGAGAGAGACAUUUUCCAAAUAUCUAUAGCCACCAUUAUAGUGUGCAUCACAAAUGUUUUCAAUCUGAUUGGAUCGCUUUGGCUAAGAUUUGAAGUCUUCACCAUACUCUACAUGGCAAACAACAUAUAUAUCAUAACAAGCGGAAUUCUUCUUAUUUAUAUAGUCUGCUUUACAUCUGUGCUGCGGGCUGACCUUGGGUGGUUUUACUACAAGUCGUUUGGGCCUGGAUACAACAUGAGAAAUGCCAUUGAGAGAACAACGUACACCUUCUUUAAGCUGAACAUCCAGCUGUUCAUAUCGGUCUUGGUUCGAAAGUACUAUCUGGAGAAAAGUGUUUAUUUUCUGCUGGGUGAGAUUGCUUUGUACAUGCUCGUUAUUUUUAUAAUCGUUAUAGAGGUUGGAACAAAAAAAUUUAACAUAUGGCUUAGAUUGCUUCUUAUAAUUAUACUACUUGUCAUAACCACCUAUUAUAUUACAGAAAUAACAAAUUACAAAAUAUUUCUAAAUAGCCCAGAAUAUCCGAAUCUAGUUAAUAAUGUGUCUUUUGUGACCUUCCAGUUGAUUAGGCUUGGGAUACAGAUUGCGCUGAUGGGCAUAUACAUAUUCUUUUUAUUUAUUUACACAAUAUACCAGAUAAAUGGAUGGGGAAAGAAUGCUGCCAUAGAUAUAAAAAAGAGGCGAACAAUACGCUAG